Morchella importuna is the source of this 774-nucleotide messenger RNA. RefSeq lists its product as uncharacterized. Bases 1 to 774 code for a protein of 257 amino acids. The transcript has 5 exons. Lineage: Eukaryota; Fungi; Ascomycota; Pezizomycetes; Pezizales; Morchellaceae. The record is from RefSeq and is a predicted model, not a curated record.
AUGUCCCAGAGUUCUGUAAACGGUGGCCGGUGGGUGAAUUCCUGCUUUUUCUACUACGAAAGGGCGUCGCCGCCAGCCAGCCAGCCAGAGAGCUUCCAACUCCUCACCCGACCCGGCCCCCGCUUGUUCGCAGCUCACGACGUCUUUGUUGUCCUCAUCGUCAACUUCCCCUCAAAGCAAGAAAUUGCCAAAGGACCGCGCAGAAGAGAAAAAAAAAAAAAAAAACCAUCAACCCCGCCCGGAGCGCGAACGAGCAAAGACGAAGCAGGAAAGGGACAGAAGAAAAAAAGGAGGUCAAUCAACGCAUCGGAGGUUUCUUUUGGCGCUCCCAGCAGCAGCUUGGGGUUGUGGGGAUCGCAGCUUAAGGUUCGCUCGCUCGCUGGCUACCAGCCUGCUAGUCUGCUUGCCAGCUGCGCUCUGGUGACCCGGGCAGGCAUGGUCGGCGAGACAUCGACGAUUUGCACGCCCGUCGAAUCUAUGGCUUCAAAUCCGUCUAUCCUGAUUUCGGUUGCACAGGCGACGUAUGAGCUUCGCGAGGAAAAGGAAGCGACCACCCCGAGCAACCGACCCCGUCGACAUACAGACCGACGGGCGGAAACUUAUGAUAUUCUUACCACAGAGGGUAAUAAUCCUCUAUGGGUCUUCUACCGUAUGGGUCAUAAUCAUUUUACAGUUGGCCACGCUUCCUUUGCUGGGGUUGAAAACCGAUUUGGGUCGAUUUCGCUGUCAGAGAUGGGGAUCUCGAUCAGAAUCAGGAAACAAUUGAUUAUUUGA